This is a messenger RNA of Bipolaris oryzae ATCC 44560, 186 nucleotides long. RefSeq lists its product as uncharacterized. The transcript has 2 exons. The annotation marks the transcript as partial. The record is from RefSeq and is a predicted model, not a curated record. NCBI's taxonomy places the organism in Eukaryota, Fungi, Ascomycota, Dothideomycetes, Pleosporales, Pleosporaceae.
GCAUUGGGUGGCCCAAUAUCCAAGCAAGCGGAGAAGAGAACUCGAAGAAAUGUAUUUCAUAUUCGGCGAAAAACUCGGUCACUGGGCAACUCGGUGUCCCCAGAAGCAACCGGUAUGGCGACCUAUAUUGAACCAAGUACGCCAGGCCGCCUACAAGCUGAAGUCCUCUUGGUGGAAAUGAAUACU